Molecule: messenger RNA, 1439 nt
Organism: Geodia barretti
Lineage: Eukaryota; Metazoa; Porifera; Demospongiae; Tetractinellida; Geodiidae
Source: the annotation of a GenBank genome assembly
AGUGUACGUGCGUGUUGUUUACUUGCCGACUCAGCACAUCUGGCCUCGCCGACUACAGGACACGCACAGCUCGGCUCUCGUCUUCUGAGAAUUCCUCGCUGUCGUUACAGAGAAAGAGAGAGAGGUCCGAAAGAGGAUAUGAAUUUCAGAAACGAUCCCUUUUUCGAGGAAGUUGCCCCACCGCCCGUGUCGCUUUUCCCGGACAUGGGCCUGGGAGGGAGCAGCGCCACAAGGAGGCAACACCACCACCACCAUGACCGCUCCCUGGCACUAUCCCCGUUUGGAGGAAUGGGAAUGGGACCGAUGAUGCCGUUUGGUCCCAGUCCGUUCUCAAUGAUGAGUGGAAUGAUGCAGAACAUGGACAACAUGAUGAGGAACAUGCAAAGUCAGGCUGCAGCAGGUGGUCACUCUUACUCCUCCUCCACCACUGUCAUGCACUACUCGUCAGACGGCCGAGGAGGCCAGCCUCACACGUAUCAGGCCACCAGCUCAACUCGACAGGGACCUGGAGGGGUGAAGGAAACAAAGAAGGCAGUGAAGGACUCUCAGAGUGGAGUUCAGAAAAUGGCUGUUGGUCAUCACAUUGGUGAUAGAGCACAUGUGAUUGAGAGGCAAGUGAACGCCAAGACAGGAGAGAAAGCUCAGAACCAAGAGUUUAUCAACCUGGACGAGUCUGAAGCAGAUGAGUUUGGGGUGGAGUGGAAGGGAAAGACGCACACUCUGAAUCACUCUUCGUCUCUGCUACACCCGAGUCUUGGCCACUCCCACCGUAAUCACCUCGCUGAGAGCAGGGGCUUACCCUCCACUUCCAGACCAAGAAGUCCAGUUGAAGGGGAGGGAGAAGCGAGGGGACGGAGAAGAAGUAGACCAGUGUCACUGAGUGCAGAAGAUGAGGAGACUGGGUUGUGUCAUUCCACCACUACUAGUACCAAAAAGUCACCAAAGAUGAGUCGAACAAAGUCCCCUCCUCAUGGACACAAGCCCAAGCCGGCUCACCAAAACCCCCAUUCCCAUUCCAGCCAACUCCAGACCGACCUGCCCCCAUUCCGUUCCGAAGCUCCACCUACCAGCAGCACUGAGACAUCACGUGGACGCAAGAAGAAAGGCGGGAAAAGGACAACCUUUGCUGCUGAUGUGUAACUAGCUAAAUUACUUGCAGAGAGAACUGCUGUUGUAUUGCACUGCACUCAUGAGUGUGCUGAUCCUAUUGUGUUGCAUUUGCAAUUAAUUUGGCAAGCAAAGCAAGUCUACCUAUUCUAAAAUUGUGCACACUUCUAUUAUAUACAGCAUUAUGCAUCCAACAUUUUCAUCCCUUACCAUUAAUACAGCAUAAUUAUGUGUAACUCAAUUGUUGUGCAAUGUGCACCUACUGUUGUGCUUAUCAACAAUGUCAUUAACCCUCGGCGUGCCAGGGUUUGCACUUCAGUAGUGCUUUUCAU